This is a messenger RNA of Phragmites australis (common reed), 1003 nucleotides long. RefSeq lists its product as uncharacterized. The record is from RefSeq and is a predicted model, not a curated record. Lineage: Eukaryota; Viridiplantae; Streptophyta; Magnoliopsida; Poales; Poaceae. The transcript has 2 exons. Bases 167 to 772 code for a protein of 201 amino acids. Gene Ontology annotation, molecular function: 4 iron, 4 sulfur cluster binding; quinone binding; NADH dehydrogenase (ubiquinone) activity. Gene Ontology annotation, biological process: mitochondrial respiratory chain complex I assembly; electron transport coupled proton transport; aerobic respiration.
GGCGGCGCUCACCCAACACGCGCCCGGCCUUCCCCACGGCCACGAGCCAGCCACCUCCGCGCGCCGUGACGUGAGCUUCGAGAAGCCAUCCCCCAAAUCCGCCUACGCUUCCACCUCCUCCUCCACGAGGCGAGGAAACCCUAGCGAGCGGGUGACGACCGACGCCAUGGCGCUGCUCCCGCGCACGGCGCGUCUGGCCCUCCUCUCCACCCCGCGGGCGUACUCCGCCGCGGCGGCCGCGGGCGCCUCACCGUCGUUCCCGGCGCCGUACAGGGGCGCGCCUCCGCCGGCGCCGAUGUCGAAGGCAGCCGAGUUCGUGGUCUCCAAGGUGGACGACCUGAUGAACUGGGCGCGGCGCGGAUCGAUCUGGCCCAUGACCUUCGGGCUGGCCUGCUGCGCCGUGGAGAUGAUGCACGCCGGCGCGUCCCGCUACGACUUCGACCGAUUCGGCGUCAUCUUCCGCCCCUCACCGCGCCAGUCCGACUGCAUGAUCGUCGCCGGCACGCUCACCAACAAGAUGGCGCCCGCCCUCCGCAAGGUUUAUGACCAAAUGCCUGAGCCUCGAUGGGUUAUUUCGAUGGGCAGCUGUGCUAACGGUGGUGGAUACUACCACUACUCCUACUCUGUUGUACGUGGAUGUGACCGUAUUGUUCCCGUGGACAUUUACGUCCCUGGAUGCCCACCAACUGCUGAGGCUCUACUGUACGGUGUUCUUCAGCUCCAAAAGAAGAUCAACAGGCGCAAGGAUUUCCUUCACUGGUGGACCAAGUGAAGCAAUGCCUGUUCCUGUUCUUGCUUGUGUUUUAUUUCUUUGCAUUCGACCUACUUGUUAUCUGAAAUAAGAACAGCAUUGUGCUCGAUUUGCAAAGAUGUUGUGCCUGGGAGGAUGUAUGCCCAGGUUGUUUGAUGAACAUGGGACUCGUGCACUGGGACAGACCAGUUGUGAGCUGGUUUUCGCUUUCCAUUGUAAUACAGCAAUGCACCUUGUUGUCUUGUUUGUGUA